AUGGAAGUAGUGGUCUGUUUGGUGCUGCUAUUUAUAGGAGUUGGAGUUUUCACUUUCAUACAUGUUUGUAUAGUUGGGAGGGCAUUUGGGAGCAUAAGUAGUGGAGAAAGUUUUAACCCAAGAAGGGAUAUGAAUAAUAGAAGAAGUUCAAGCAUGUCCCAAGAGGAUAUAAAGAAAUUGCCUUGUUUUGAGUACAAAUUGGAAGAAGAAGAAGAUGAUGAUGAAGAAAGGGUGAGUGGCACUAUUUGUGCAGUUUGCUUGGAGAAGUUCAAGAGUGGGGACACGUGUAGGGUGCUGCCAAAGUGCAAACAUUGCUUCCAUGCUCAGUGCAUUGAACCAUGGCUCAUCACUGCAGCUGUUUGCCCUAUUUGCAGAGCUGCUACCAACACUCCACCCUUUACAACAACUACUAGUAUUGGGGAGGAAAGUAGCAAUAGUAAUUCAAAUCAAAUUGUGAUUGAAUUGACAUAG
Molecule: messenger RNA, 471 nt
Organism: Ipomoea triloba (trilobed morning glory)
Lineage: Eukaryota; Viridiplantae; Streptophyta; Magnoliopsida; Solanales; Convolvulaceae
Product: RING-H2 finger protein ATL56-like
Exons: 1
Coding region: 1-471 (156 amino acids)
Source: RefSeq, a predicted model, not a curated record